Molecule: messenger RNA, 2824 nt
Organism: Cavia porcellus (domestic guinea pig)
Lineage: Eukaryota; Metazoa; Chordata; Mammalia; Rodentia; Caviidae
Gene: Raver2
Product: ribonucleoprotein, PTB binding 2
Exons: 14
Coding region: 141-2465 (774 amino acids)
Cellular component (GO): nucleus
Molecular function (GO): mRNA binding
Source: RefSeq, a predicted model, not a curated record
CGGCCGUUCCUCGGCGACCCUGGGAGCAGCCCAAACCCCCCAGGCCGGCGCGCGCAGGUGUGGCGGACCCACGCGAGGACCGAGGGGAGGGGCGCCCGGCCCGGCCCGCCCCGCCCCGCCCCGAGUCCGCCCGCGGGAAGAUGGCGGCGGCGGGCGCGGGCUCUGAGAGCUCCGAGUGCUCCGCGGGGUCUGGGGGUCCCGGUGCGCGCGCGCUGGCGGCGGAGGAGGUGCGCGCGCGGCUACAGCGGAUGCGGCGGGCGCUGGGCAACCGCAGGAAGAUCCUGGUGCGCAACCUGCCGCGCGGCUGCGGGUGCCAGGAAGUCCACGAUUUGCUGAAGGAUUACGAGUUGAAGUAUUGUUAUGUGGACAGAAACAAACGGACAGCCUUCGUCACCUUGCUGGACGGGGACCAGGCGCGCAGCGCCAUCCGGACGUUCCACCAGGCCUCCUUCCGGGGCAGGGACCUCGUGGUGCAGCUGCAGCCCACGGACGCACUGCUGUGCGUCACCAGGCUGCCCCAGUCCCUGACGCUGGAGGAGUUCGAGGCGCUCGUCCGCACCUACGGAAGCAUCGAGCGGUGCUUCCUGGUCUACAGCGAGGUGACUGGCCUGUCCAAGGGCUAUGGCUUUGUGGAGUACAUGAAGAAGGACGCGGCGGCCCGGGCCCGGCUGGAGCUGCUGGGCAAGCGGCUGGGGCCCUCGGCGCUGUUCGCGCAGUGGAUGGACGUCAACCUGCUGGCUUCCGAGCGCGUCCACUCCCGCUGCCUCUGUGUGGACCAGCUCCCGGCCAACUACAGCGACUCUGGGGAGCUGCUGCGCUGCUUCUCUGGCGUCCACACGCCGGUGUUCUGCCAGCUGGCCCAGGACGAAGGACGCUGCGCGGGGGGCUUCGCAGUCGUGGAGUACAGCAGCGCCCAGCACGCCGAGGAGGCACGGCAGGCGGCCUCGGGCCUGAGCAUCGGGGGCCACACGGUGCAGGUGUCCUUCUGUGCCCCAGGGGCACCGGGCCGGAGCACGCUGGCAGCCCUGAUCGCAGGGCAGCGCUCGGUACAGAGUGGCCAGAAGGGGCUGCUCCCCGAGCCAAGCCCGGUGCAGAUCAUGAAGGGACUGAGCAACCCAGCCACACUGCAGGUGCUGCUGCAGCCCCGGCAGAGCACGUGUGCGGCGAAGCCAGUGGUUCUUGGUGGACCUCCCAGCCUGUCGCAGCUGAUCAGCCCCCCGGUAACCCCCACAUUCUUACACCUGAAUCAAGCACACCAGAGCUCGCUGCUGCCCAGAGUGCCGUCUAUGUCCCUAGCAAAGCUACCGCUGCUGAAGCUCGAGGGCAUCCGCACCAACAACAAGCCCGGCCUGCUGGGGGAGCCCCCCGCCCUGGUCCUGCAGACGGCACUUGGGGUGGGGCUGGCGCUGCCGCUGAGGAGGGAGCCAGGACACCCGGGAGAGACACCAAAAAGUAAAUCCCUGAGUCUGGUUCCGACUCCAGCAACCCUUGCUGCUGCCCUAGGUCUGCUCCCCUUCUUUCCAAGCCAGUGCAGCGUGGGACAGGCCGGCCCGGGGCUGGAGAGCGUUCAGGAGAAGCACUUGGCUACCGUGGGCGUCAUAGAAGGGGGCCUCUCAGGGCCACAACCGUGUCUGCAGAGCUUUGCCAGCCUUGCUGCCAGGGGCCUGCAAGCCGUACAGCCCAGGCAGCCACCACAGAAGCAGCCAGCAGGAGCAGCAUCAGAGCCGCUCUUGCUAAGUGCUGAUGCCUUUGAGAAAGAGGCCGCCUCUCAGACUCAGACCUCGCUCCUUGGAGAACCACCCAGAGAAAUUCGGCUCAGCAGAAACCCAUACCUGAACCUGGCGAGCGUGCUGCCCGGGGUGUGCCUGGCAUCUGCCGCUGGUCAAGUCACCCUGCAGACGCCUGGCCUGGUCAGCACCAUCCUGGACAAGUGUGCCCCUUCCUGUCCGCCCUUUGGGGAUUCUGCCCAGAGCAGCUGCUGGUCCCGGGCUCAGGUGGCCAUGCACUUCGAUGACCACACUUCCGGGGCUGGCUUUGAAGCCAUCAGCAGCCAUCGACCUGAGAGCCAUAGGGGACUUAUUAGAAACCCAGCAGACACUGGAGCGCAAGCCAUGUGCUGGCAGCCUGCACAGCCCACACCCACCUUCAGAUCAGCUGAAUCCAAGGACAAGGGCGCUGCGCAGACUGGUCAUCCCUGUGUUGUGCUGUUUCGCUUGGCAUCUUAUCGGUGUGUUCCGAGAGCCCCUGCAUUACUUUGGCUGGGAGUCCCAUCGCCCGUUUACUCAGCCCUUCUGUGGCGUGCCAGUGCCUCUCACCUGCUCCUGCGUCCUCCGUCCUCCGUCCUCCCAGGUAACAUGAGUGCGUGGCUCCCGCUGUUCUUGCCCUUGAAGUGCCCAGGACUGUUUGCAGGUGUCCCCCCUGCGGACGGAGAAGCGCAGCUCGGCCUAUCUGCUCCCCAGCCCUGAGGCAGCGGGGGACGGAGGGGAACGGGCCGGCCAGGGCAUGGCUGUGCGCUACGUGGAGACCUACCUGAAGAAGAAGCGCGUGUCCUGAGUGUGGGCGCCUGCCAGGCAGUCUUGGCUGCCCGGCGCUGCCUUGUCUCCCACCCCAAAGGCCACAGCCUCCGGAGGGUCCGAUCCGGCUCCCUGCCACGUCCCAGAGGCAGCGGGAAGGAGAGCUUGGCCGAAACCACUUCGUGUGCACGUGACUGUCACUUCCAGCUCUCUGGAGAAACUGCCACAACUGUCCUCGUGUCAGCACCAGGGGCCAUCGUGACACCGUGUGUGAAAUCUGAAGCAAUAAACGGGAAACAGCCAUCUCCUCA